CUUGGUAGCUCACAAAUGGCUAGAACCAAGUUCGUGGCACUUAGCUUCAUUGUCCUCCUUAGCAUUGGAUUAUCUAAUGCUGCAAGGGCUUCUCGAUAUGUGAGUGCUGGGGGUGGUGGUGGAGGAGGAGGAGGAGGAGGUGGGUCAGGGGAUGGUUCCGGCUCGGGAUCCGGCUAUGGCUCUGGCUCUGGGUAUGGCCAGGCAAGUGGGUCUUCUGGUGGUGCAUAUGCUAGUGGAGGCGGUGGGGGUGGAGGGGGUGGAGGGGGGCAGAAUGGAGGAUCCGGUUACGGUUCAGGCUCUGGUUCUGGGUAUGGCCAGGCAGGUGGGUAUGGAUCUAACGGUGGAGCUUAUGCUCAAGGAGGCGGACAAGGUGGAGGUGGUGGGGGUGGACAAAAUGGUGGGUCUGGUUAUGGCUCUGGUUCCGGUUCUGGGUACGGUCAGGCCGGUGGGUAUGGACCCUACAAUGGAGGGUAUGCCCAGGGUGGUGGCCAAGGUGGAGGUGGUGGCGGUGGACAAAAUGGUGGGUCUGGAAGUGGAUCUGGUUCGGGUUCUGGCUACGGUCAAGCUGGCGGAUAUGGUCCGUAUGGUGGUGGUUAUGCUCAGGCAGGUGGGCAAGGUGGUGGUAGCGGUGGUGGCGGUGGACAAUAUGGUGGUUCUGGACAAGGUUCGGGUUCCGGUUAUGGUCAAGCUGGUGGGUAUGGACCUUAUGGUGGUGGAUAUGCUCAGGCUGGUGGUCAAGGCGGUGGCGGUGGGCAAAGUGGUCCAGGCGGAAGUGGAUAUGGAAACGGCUCAGGAAGUGGUUCUGGGUCAGCCCGAAGUGGUGGCGGGUAUCCAUAAAAGUUGAAUAUACGUGAGUACGAUUCUGAUGAUGCCACCGUAUACUUGCUAGUAACAUGGUUCGUGUAUGUGCACACAUGUUUGUGUACUUGUAUAAGUAAUAACUGGCCAUUCAUGGCUUCUGUAAUAAGACUGUGGUGUUAUGUUGUACUACUGUGCCAAUUUAUGUUGUGCAAGUGUUAAUCAGUUUGUUUGUUC
This is a messenger RNA of Panicum hallii, 1035 nucleotides long. Its product is annotated as putative glycine-rich cell wall structural protein 1. The record is from RefSeq and is a predicted model, not a curated record. NCBI's taxonomy places the organism in Eukaryota, Viridiplantae, Streptophyta, Magnoliopsida, Poales, Poaceae. The coding region runs from base 16 to 837 and encodes 273 amino acids. The transcript has a single exon.